Molecule: messenger RNA, 1965 nt
Organism: Onychomys torridus (southern grasshopper mouse)
Lineage: Eukaryota; Metazoa; Chordata; Mammalia; Rodentia; Cricetidae
Gene: Muc21
Product: mucin 21, cell surface associated
Exons: 2
Coding region: 1-1965 (654 amino acids)
Source: RefSeq, a predicted model, not a curated record
AUGCCGAAUACCACUGAAACCAGCACAGCCUCAAGCUCUACACCCACCUCAGCCACAGCUGGAACCAACAUGGUCUCCAGCUCUACACCCAUCCCAACCACAGCUGGGAAUAGCACAGCCUCCAGCUCCACAUCCACCUCAACCAUAGCUGAGACCACCAUGGCAUCCAGCUCUACAUCUACCCCAACCACAGCUGGGACCACCAUGGCAUCCAGCUCCACACCCACCUCAACCACAGCUGAGACCACCACAGUCUCCAGCUCCACACCCUCCAGCUCUACAUCCUCCAGCUCUACAUCCUCCAGCUCCACACCCUCCAGCUCUACACCCACCCCAACCACAGCUGGGACGAGCACAGUCUCCAGCUCUACACCCAUCCCAACCACAGCUGGGACCACCAUGGCAUCCAGCUCCACACCCACCUCAACCACAGCUGAGACCACCACAGUCUCCAGCUCCACACCCUCCAGCUCCACACCCACCUCAACCACAGCUGAGACCACCACAGUCUCCAGCUCCACACCCUCCAGCUCCACACCCACCUCAACCACAGCUGGAAACAGCACAGUCUCCAGCUCCAUACCCUCCAGCUCCACACCCACCUCAACCACAGCUGAGACCACCACAGUCUCCAGCUCCACACCCUCCAGCUCCACACCCAUCCCAACCACAGCUGAGACCACCACAGCAUCCAGCUCCACACCCUCCAGCUCCACACCCAUCCCAACCACAGCUGAGACCACCAUGGCAUCCAGCUCUACACCCACCUCAACCACAGCUGGGAGCAGCACACCCUCCAGCUCCACACCCUCCAGCUCUACAUCCACCCCAACCACAGCUGGGAGCAGCACACCCCCCAGCUCUACAUCCACCCCAACCACAGCUGGGAGCAGCACACCCCCCAGCUCUACAUCCACCCCAACCACAGCUGGGAGCAGCACACCCUCCAGCUCUACAUCCACCCCAACCACAGCUGGGAGCAGCACACCCUCCAGCUCUACAUCCACCCCAACCACAGCUGGGAGCAGCACACCCUCCAGCUCUACAUCCACCCCAACCACAGCUGGGAGCAGCACACCCUCCAGCUCUACAUCCACCCCAACCACAGCUGGGAGCAGCACACCCUCCAGCUCUACAUCCACCCCAACCACAGCUGGGAGCAGCACACCCUCCAGCUCUACAUCCACCCCAACCACAGCUGGGAGCAGCACACCCUCCAGCUCUACAUCCACCCCAACCACAGCUGGGAGCAGCACACCCUCCAGCUCUACAUCCACCCCAACCACAGCUGGGAGCAGCACACCCUCCAGCUCUACAUCCACCCCAACCACAGCUGGGAGCAGCACACCCUCCAGCUCUACAUCCACCCUAACCACAGCUGGGAGCAGCACACCCUCCAGCUCUACAUCCACCCCAACCACAGCUGGGAGCAGCACACCCUCCAGCUCUACAUCCACCCCAACCACAGCUGGGAGCAGCACACCCUCCAGCUCUACAUCCACCCCAACCACAGCUGGGAGCAGCACACCCUCCAGCUCCACACCCAUCCCAACCACAGCUGAGACCACCAUGGCAUCCAGCUCUACACCCACCUCAACCACAGCUGGGAGCAGCACACCCUCCAGCUCUGGCAGGACAACCACCCGCAGCAGCUCUAGCCUGGCAGCUUCAACUGGAACAUACACUGCCUCCAACCACACUGACCCAGUGAAUGAGGUGAAGCCCAGUGGAUCCCUGAAGCCUUGGGAAAUCUUCCUCAUUACCGUGGCCUCUGUUGUCAUGGCCGCAGGACUCUUUGCUGGGCUCUUCUUUGUGAAAAGAUACCUGUCUCUGAGAAAUGCUGCUGACAUAGCUCUCUACAACCCCCACCCUGAUCCUGGAGAACCCCAAACACCUCUGCAGAGGCCUACCUGGUCCUGGAGGAGACCAGUAACCUCUGGGGUCAUGGAAAUGAGUGAGAGAUAG